UCUUACCGGCGACAUGCCGAACAAACAGGAAGGUACCGAUCGGAGGACCCAGAUGUAUGCAGCCCUUGGGGUAGGGUUUGUGUGUGUUGUGAUCGGUGUGCCGCUAUGGUGGAAAACAACGGAAGUCUACCGUGUCAGUCUGCCUUACGGAGAAAUCGCAGAUCUCUCAAAUACCCAGUUGAAGUACACGGUGGAUGUGGACAUCGUCAACGGAGACGAGUCCCUGUCAGAGAAUGACAUCACACGACUGUCUCGUCUGGUCUCUGAUAAACUGGAGACGAGUGACGCUGAAAUAGCACCGUAUUACCGGUUGAAUGUCCGAGAUGCUACAGAAAAAGAGCUGGCCAAGGUCAAGGCUAUGACCUCUACAUCAGGUAUUGAGGGUCAGUUCUCAUCUGGGGCAGAUGACAUCAACAGAUACCAAGUGGUGAUCAUUCCUAAGUUGUCUCCCUUGUCGUUACGGAAACCAUUCCUCAGUCUCGGAAGAACAAUACUCGUACAAUCUCCAGGAUCUACAGAUAUUCCAACCUUGGCGAGCAUGAUAUCAUCAGUAAUCCAGGACAGUCUGAUAAAGGAGGAAUCGCUGAGUAAAACUUUCCAUGCUGGCAAAGGUACCGGGAACAGAACUCUCAAGCCAGAGAAGUCAAGUAUGAGGUCAGUGCGGUCAAACCCAGGAUAUGACGUCGCCUUCACUCUGGUCAAUCCUCAGCCAGAUAUACUUGAUGUCCAGUGGGACAUAGAACAGGCUGUCAAAGAUUACCUUGAUCCUUUCCUACAACAGUUGGAUAAGUACGCCAAGAUCAAUGUCAAAUCCCAGGUUUUGUAUUUCACUGGGUUUCUGAAGAGGAUGAAGAGAGACAGUAAAAAAGAGGCUUUUCUCUACACAGCUAAGGACCUUCCUCAUGUCAUCAACCCACUGGAGGCAAAACUAGGAUCACACACAUCAAACAAUCCAGCACUAAAUUUCCUGGUUUAUGUACCGAGUCGGGACCAGCAUCCAAUCUAUAUCGUUGACAGUAACGGUGUAGAAAUUGAGUCCAACUCGUUCCUGAGUCCCCAGUGGGGUGGUAUCUACAUCCAGAACGUCCCCAGUCCCUCCGAUAAUGACACUCUGCCUGUUUCCGUGGAGCUUGACAUGCGCCGAGCCAUGGAAGUUUUUAUCUCACAUCUUCGCCUUCUUCUUAACUUCCAGUCAGAGAAAAAUGGUGACGCUCUUGUUGCCGAUGUAGGCAGUAGGGUCAUUUCAAAGUGGGAACUGGACAGCUGGCUGAGAGGUCGUUGUCUUGAGAACCUAGGGACCUCUAUAGCAACCCUUCAGUCCCUGGCUCAGUUACUAGGGGAGAUAAGUAACAUCGUAAUACAGGACGACAUCGGGAAACAGGUUCAGGAUGCAGUCAACAGCAUCCGAGAGAGUCAGCACCACCUACUGGAAGGCAGACUAGAGAAAGCGUUCCUUGAAUCUCGCAAUGCUAUCGUGUGUUCAGAAAAAGCCUUUUUUGAUCCAUCUCUACUGGAACUGCUGUAUUUUCCUGAAGAUCAAAAAUUUGCUAUCUACAUCCCACUGUUCUUGCCUAUAAGCCUGCCAGUGUUAGCCUCGCUGUGGAAAGCCUUUAAAUGGAUGAGAGAGAACCGAAAACCGAAGACAGACUGACACUGUACACCAUUUUCUGUGAAAUCAUUAAUUUUUGUGGGAGUUUAUUUUGUCGAUUUACUUGGUACUCCACGAAUUUAUAUAUCCACCAAUCAACACUAAUAGUUUUAAAGAUUUGACAUGAAAUUAUGAAAUCAAGUACACAAAGGAAAACCACAAAAUUUUUGUCCCACAAAAAUAAUUGACUUUACAGUAUAUGAUUAGGAUCUGAGGGUUAUCAAUAUUCCAAAUACUAUCUUCAUACAUGUAAGAUCUUAAAUGAGUGUUCAUGACAUAUGAGAUUUUAUGAAACCAGUUCUAGUUUUAUUUUUCGAGCCUUGGGGAGCAAAAAAUAAAAACUUUGCAACAAGUUUCGUAAAAACUCCUAAGAAAUAAACAUAAAUUUAGAUACUUUUUAUCACAUAACUCUGCAGUAAACCUAAAUUUUUGCGGAUUUAACAUCAAAAUGUGGUGAAGGCAGCCAUUUUGUUGCACCAUCUUUAAUUCAUGAUAUCAAAUCAUUGUCCAUAUUAUGAAGUCACAAUUGAUUUCUGACUGGCACAGCUCCUGAAAAAAGCCCCUGUGUAUAUAUUACCCUUUAGACAUAUGCAAAAAUAUCACAUAGGUAAUUUCACCGGACAACAUAUGAAAUAAAAUGCAAUUUCACAGCAAACAUACAAAAACAGUGAUGUUGAGUCUAGUAAGGCCAUCCCAAUGACCUUAUUUGCUGACUUGAAGUCAGGAAUUGAUCAAAAAAGUAUAUAGCAAGAACAUUUCAAGACUGUUGUAGAUUAAUUAAACUACAAUAAUAAUGUUGUAUGUCUAGUCAGUGAGAUUUGACAGUCGGCAAUAUUUGUGCUGUACAACAUUGGAUUUCCAAUGCCAGGGAUAUGUGCAUUUUUGUUAAAAUGUUAAAACCAUCCAGUAUACAUGUAUUUGAUAUGAGAAAUGUUAUAACCAUCCAUUAUACAUGUAUUUGGUAUGAGAGAUGUAUCAAAAGAUGCUGUACCUUGGAGAGUAAGAGGUUUGGUUGUAAAGAUAAGCCCAGCUGUAGUUAAGUAGGACUAUUCCAGUAAAAUAAAUACUCAGGUUAUUAAGAAAAUAUGGCUCGUUGUAUGAUACAGAUGAUACAAAUCUUCGAAUGGUUCUUGUUUCACAAACUUGUUUCUGUUGAGUAGAUAUUUUACUGGAUUAGCACUAAGCGUGCAUGUAGAAAAUUGGUGUUAUUUUUGGAAAUAGAUUCUGUGUCAGGAAGUGAGAUAAGAUGUACAGCUGUAUGAUAAUUUGAAAUGUAUGAAUGGUAAUUGAGAAAUCAGGAGAGAGAGAGAGAACAUUCCAUCAUUCAGAGAUUUCACUCCUGUUUUAUCGGUUCAAGAUUUCUCUGUCACCCCUAGGGUGUGAUUUCUCUGUCACCCAUAGGGUGUGAUUUCUCUGUCACCCAUAGGGUGUGAUUUCUGUCACCAUCUAGGUUGUGAUUUCUCUGUCACCCAUAGGGUGUUAUUUCUCUGUCACCCAAAGAACGUAAUUUCUCUGUCACCCCUAGAGUGUGAUUUCUCUGUCACCCAAGAGGGUGUGAUUUCUCUGUCAGCCUCUUGAGUGUGAUUUCUGUCAAACUAAGUCCUAGGGUGUGAUUUUUAAGUCAGUCCCAUGUGUUUGAUUUCUCUGUCAGUCCCUAGGGUGUGAUUUCUAUACCAACAACUACCAAGGGUACGAGAUAUCAUUUUAUGUCAACAAUACAAUGACGUCAUAGCAACAAUUCAGUCACGUAAGUCUGAUAUUUGUAAUUUUGUUUAUGUAUUUGAAGAACUCACCCCUGUGAAAAUUAGGAUAGCAUGAUAGAAGGAAAAUCAUCCUCUUGCUUUAGAAUGUCACAGAGAACUCUCCGACACUUAAACUAAAGUGAUAUUCUCGAUUGUCUAACCCUCGACUGAGUCUCGAGUUAUACCGUAAUAGACAACCAAGAAUAUUGCCCCUCGGGUUGGAGAUUUCUCUGUCAAAGUAGGGGAGAUUCUUAUAAGUGAUAAUAAUAAUAUUUGCAUGUAUAUGUCCAUGUAAAAUCAUUCACUUAUUGUGUUAUUGUACUGUUUGUCAUUGAACUACUGCCAGACUUUUGUGCAUUCCUUCUGCACAGAAAAAAACAACCCACAUAUAGUAGUCCUGUCGUAGUAUCACAGAAUGUACAUUCAGUACAGUAAAAAUCCUCUACUGUUUAAUUGUUAAAAGAAAUGUUGAAAAAACGUAGAUCUGUCUGUAGUAGGAUCAGUUUGAUGUUUCACUAUAAACAUAUCUGUACUGGAUCACACUAUUUAGUUUACUUAGCCCAGUUAGGAAUUAUCACCUUGUCACAAUGGUCAUGUUGUCUGAAAUUUUGAAAAAGCUUCUUCUUAAGACCCAGAUAAGUCAGAAUAAUAAGGUGCUUUACCAAAAUUGUAAAUUUCAUUACCCUGGGCUCUUACAUUCCCCCCUAUGGGAAGGGGUUAACUUUAUUAUUAUAUUUUUAUAGAGAAAUCACAUUUUUGUGCUGGAUUUGUUUAAAUACCAUUUGAAAUAAUGCAAUCUUGGUUAGAAUUGACAGUUUGGUGGUAUGUACAUAUAAGCCCUGACUAAACCCCUAUGGGCUGAUUGGCAGGGCCAAUAAGGGUCAAAUUGACUAAAAUAUUUCUGAACUCAGGUGACCAGUAAGGCCCAUGGGCCUCUUCAGUCUUGUAUUAAAAAUAUGUCAAUUUUGAAAAUCAGUGACUUAUCCUCGACUGAUAAAAAUCAAUAUGGAGUUGAAUUGGUAGUAGUCUUGCUUGAGAUUUUCCUGUUAGUUCUGAAUAAAAAGAAAGAGAAAACUUGGAUAGUGCUCUACAUAUUAUAGACACAUUGUUUUUUUACAAGUGUGAUAUUUUCCUCAUCAAAUGUAAUUUAUUAAAUUAAAUGACUAGGAAAAUA
Pecten maximus is the source of this 4564-nucleotide messenger RNA. Its product is annotated as GPI transamidase component PIG-S-like. NCBI's taxonomy places the organism in Eukaryota, Metazoa, Mollusca, Bivalvia, Pectinida, Pectinidae. Bases 14 to 1651 code for a protein of 545 amino acids. Gene Ontology annotation, cellular component: GPI-anchor transamidase complex. The transcript is spliced from 16 exons. Gene Ontology annotation, biological process: attachment of GPI anchor to protein. The record is from RefSeq and is a predicted model, not a curated record.